AUGUAUCGUCGAGAGUUAGAAAAUACAAUAAAUAUGCAACAACCACCACAAAUACCAUGGCCACAACCAUCAAAUAUUGACCCCAUUAACAUUUCAGAUGUUAACGAAUGCCUGCGAAGACCGUGCCAGCACAACUGUCAAAAUGUUCAAGGCAGUUAUACAUGUAGUUGCAACUCAUGCUACACAAAAGUUGGUACUAGGUGUGAACUGCGACAGUGCCGUAUUGGUGGCGUAUGUUAUAACUACGGUAGAGUGAACCCCGGGAAUCAAUGCCAGGUAAUAUACCGUAUAGACUAUUUCAACCUUUAAUACUGAGCCGUUAGUAGUAACCAAACUGAAGCAGUUUUAUGUACUAGUUAAAACAUGAGCAGUCGAUAUUUAUCUGAUAUACAAACUCGAGCCGAAGGCUCUUAUGAGUUCAUUGUCGAAGUAAUUUUAAAAAUAAACAUUGUCUAAGCCGAGAAAAUCAAAGCUGAAGUUUGUGUAAAUCAGGACAGAUAUUUAUCCGAUUUACAAACAUUGAUUAAACAUUUAUUUCUUUUGAAUUUUCUUCAUGAAUUAUUAAUGAGUCUUUUAAUUAAUCUUGAUAGGAUUAUCAGUUUUAAACUGUUCCCCCUAUAGAUCCAGUUAUGGCCAUCCCUGAAAUGUCCAGGGUUACUACAGGAGGAAACCAGAGGCUAAGCUAACUAAGCAUGACUUCUUACCACCUGAACCAAACACAAAUCACCAACACUAUACAUUCGACUGUAUUACUGUAUUGUCUGUAUACUUCAAUUUUCUACGUCUAGGAUUGUCAAAGACAUCGAGAGACGGUAUGGACCAGCAAUAAUGCGCUCUCUUGCAGUGAUGGCAAUUUGUGUACGAGGAAUGAUCGAUGCGUGAACGGCGCAUGCACAGGAACCCCGUUCACGUGCAGAUCAUGUGAAAGCUGUGAUGGUAAUGGAUGUCAGAUCAAGCCCGGUUUCUGUGUGAUCGAUGGAAAAUGUUACACAAAUGGGAAUAUACGACCAGGAAAACCAUGCCAGGUGAGCGGGUCAUAUUUAAAGCAUAGGUCAGUAGGUAUGUGUCUUGGUAGGCAGGCAGGUAGGUACACACGUAAAAAUCUCACAACUUGUCAACAAGAUGUGUCUGCAACAGGCUUGUAGCAAGCUUGUGAACAAGUUGUAACAAUGCUGUUAUUAUAUCAAGUUGCUACAAGAUUGUCACUCAGAAUUUGUUGAAAAAUUGGUGAAUUGCAGGACGAUGUUGUUGGAACAACUUGUAACAAGUCUGUUGAGCUCGACAACCUUGUAGCAUGUUGUCAACAAGCCGUUGACAACUUAUCAACACGCUGGGAACAAGCAGUGCGAACACAUCCUGUUGACAAGUUGUUGGAACAGCAUUGCUACAAGUCUGCUGCGGGUGUGUUACAACUUGUGCGUUUUUACUUGUGUAGGUUAGGUAGUUAGUUAGAGUUAGGUAGGUUGGUAUGUUGGUAGGUAUGUAUAAAUUUAGAUAUGUAGGUAGGUAAGUAAAUAACUAAAAAGAUAAAAAAGGAAAGACGGAGGGAAAUAACCCUAUUAGUGCUCAUCCACUAGAAACGUAUCGACAUUGAAACUUAGGCUUCGGCGGCGCAGGCGUCAGAGCAGGCGCCUUUCACCUCUGAGGUCGUGGGUUUGAUUCUCGCUACGGACUCAUGUGAAAAGAGUCGGUCAACGCUCUGCCGAAAGUCGUGGUUUUUCUCCGGGUGCUCCGGCGGUUUCCUCCCACAGGGAAAGUUAAUUGACAGGGUGGGUUAGGAUAAACGCAGUUAAGAAAGUAAUAUCACAAUUGUUGUAAAGAUAAAAUAAUCUAGGCUAAAGGCGGAUUUCCACUAGACCAUUUUUAUGACGAUCGUCUGAAAAAUUCGCCACGAACAUGCGCAGCGUCAAUAAUCGUCAAGCGCUCGACGAAAAGUAGAAACUAGUUCUACUUUUCGUCGAACGCUUGACGAUCUUCAUAUUUUCAACCAAUAAGAUUCUGCGCUGUUUUCUUGCUGCUAGUACAUCUCCACUUGUCUCUAAAUCGUCCCGAAUUUUUAUGACGAUCGUCAUAAACAUUGUCUGAAAAUCGUCUAGUGUAGAUCCGCCUUAAGUAAGUAAUUAGGUAAGCGUAAUAAUACUUGCUGUAAAGCGCAUUUGAUCAUAUCAACGUGUUGAAACAUGUAAAUUGGCGCUAUAGAAAUGCUUAUCAUAAUGGUAAUUAAAAACUCUGCACAAAAUGCAUUGUAACAUAUCUAUUUUUCCAGCAAUGCAACAGUAACAACCCAACAAGAUGGACAGCAAACAACAACCUCAAAUGUAGCGAUAAUAAUGUGAGGACAAGAAACGAUCGUUGUAUUAAUGGAGACUGUAGUGGACAACCUUACACGUGUCUAUCAUGCCAAGGUCACUACAACGACGUGUGUAAACCGAAGUCCGGAUACUGUAUCAUCAAGACCAACAAUGUGGACACAUGUUACCGCGCGAAUACGGCAAAACCCGGGAACCCGUGUCAGGUAGGGUGGAAAACAGUUAAAUUCAUUCAAAGUUUGCUUCUUAUAACUCAAGUCAGAUCGGGAUGAUUUCGUUUCGGCCAUAGAGGUAUCUCCUUUAGUCGCAUCACAGUAAUCCUUUAAGGUAGACCGUGGCCAUUAUCUCCAGGUCAGGAAGAAUUCGGAGCGGGACGAUUUUGUUUCGGGCAUAGUGUUGCCUCUAGUCACUGUUUAUGUACAUGUUGAAAAAUUACUCAGACAACUCUGUAGUCUGUAUAUCUUGUAUUGUAAAUAACGAAACGUUAGCUAUUAUUUUUUUACUUUUAUUAUGUUUGGUUUUAAAGUGUAUGUGAAAUGAAAUUUCUUAAUUUCUUAAAUGAAAUAACUCUUUAUAAGCUGUAGUGUAACUUAUUUUUCAGUUUCUUGUUUUUAUGGUUUGCUCCCGAGAUAUUUCAAUUUGUUUGAUAUGUAAAUGAGUGUGAAUAUGUCCGCUAAUUUAUGACGUCAUGUUGGUUGCAAGCUCUUCAAAAUGGUUGAAUAUCACUGCUAUCAUCCAAGAUGAUAAUUUCAAACUUCACUCCAAUGAGUGAAGUUUGAAAUUAUCAUCUUGGAUGAUAGCAGUGAUAUUCAACCAUUUUGAAGAGCUUCAUUUACCAAUGUAAAUGUGAUGAUAUACUGGAGAAAAACUUGAACUGACAUCAACAGCUUUUAGAGUUAAUACAUUUAUAACCAGUGUAAGUUGAGCUUGCAACCAACAUAAGGUCAUAAAUUAGCGGACAUAUUCACACUCAUUUACAUAUCAAACAAACUGAAAUAUCUCGAGAACAAACCAUAAAAAAAAGAAACUGAAAAAUAAGUUACACUUCAACUUAAAGAGUUCUUCCAAUUUAAGAAAAUAAGAAAUUUCAUGUCAUAUAUACUUUAAAGUUAUUUGCUGGGCUCUGAUAUUUUUAUCUUUAAAUUAAGUCUGUAGUCAUCCCACUAGUUAGAACGUUGUAAGACCAGGCUGAAGGUUUCUGAACAACUACAUUAACAACACCAAUAAUAUUUAUUGUGGAUUGUGAUAUGUGCGAAAUAAACUAAAAUGAUUUCCGACUUGAUUUUAAUUUAAGUUAAGUUGUUGUUGAAAUUUUAUUAUAUUAAUUUCAUUUCAAGAAUGGCUUCCGUAACUUGUCAUUCCAGCUAUUACAUAGUUAAAAAAUCCCUGUUUUUUAUCUACUCUUUCAGUGGUGCAAUUCAGCUACGACUACAUCUGCAUGGACAAACAGAAAUGGAAUAUCUUGUGAUGAUCGUCAGAAAUGCACGCGCUCAGAUAAUUGUACCAAUGGCCAAUGUGGCGGCAUCAGUUUUAAGUGCAAUACACUGUGUCAAUACUGUGAUGGAAAUGGUUGUAGUUUGAAUACAGGCUUCGGAUAUGUUGCGGGGAAAUGUACUUGUAAAAUAGCAGGUGAGUGAACAUUGGCGACGGGAAAAUGUCUGCCAAAAUAGGAGUAAGUACAGGAAAAGCAUUUACUGUACGGAAACGUCUAUAAAGGUAUAAGCUCAGACAAGAAGAAGAGUUUACUCCUCGUAAUUUUGGUGAUAAUGAUAUUGUUGGUGAUGUGGUGGUUGCGAUGUUGAUGGUAAUGAUUUGAAUUGAGUGGCGUCUUACAUAAACACAUUUACUACUGACUGGGUCAACUAAGGUUAAACUUACAUUUCUUGGUAACAGGUAAUGAUUACAACCAUCAACAGCUAAACCCAGGCAAUGAAUGUCAGUGGUGUGACCUUUAUGACAAAGCUUCCAGAACAAGCUCUGUAUGGACCAACAAACCCGCUGUCUCUUGUAACGAUGGCAACGCCUGCACGAAACAAGAUCUCUGUCAAAGCGGCCGAUGUAUGGGUAAAGCAUACAGUUGUCAAUCAUCCUACCCCCAGAUCAGUUGCAUACAGCGCUCUGAGUGUGUGGGAAACGGGACAUGUAGGGAUAUCAUGAGACCCAGAGCGACAAUAUGCCGUUCACCUGUGGAUAAGUGUGAUCAACCUGAAAGGUGAGACGACAGUUUGGUAGUUAAGGAGAUUUUUUUGAAAGUUGAGUCUUGGAAAGCUAGGAAACAUUGUUUCCUAGCCAUGUUUCCCGAGAGUGGGCAAAACAGGAAACAUUGCUUCAUAGCCAUGUUUCCAGAAGGUGGACAAACCAGGAAACAUUGUUUCCUAUAGCCAUGUUCCUGAAGAUGGGCAAACCAGGAAACAUUGUUUCCUAGCCAUGUUUCCCAAAGAUGGGCAAACCAGGAAACAUUGUUUCCUAGCCAUGUUUCCCAAAGAUGCAUGGGCAAACCAGGAAACAUUGUUUCCUAGCCAUGUUCACCAAAGAUGGGAAAACAGGAAACUUUGUUUCCUAGCCAUGUUACCGGAAGGUAUUGCAUGAAAUUUAAGGCAAAAUUAAAAGUUUAAAGAACCACGAUUUUCAGCAACAAAACGUAGCAACAUGUUGGCAACCUAAAUUCCCCCUCCAAAAAGUGUCCGCUACUGGUAUACUUGUAGAUUUAAAAAGGACAAAUAACAUGACCAGAAACAAAAUUCUGAGUCUAAUUUCUCUUUCACAGAUGUAACGGUGCCCUGGGAACAUGUCCACCACGUGUUGUCGACGCAAUUAGACUUCAAGGAGGGCAAUCUGCUUUAACUCUUUCAAACUUUGCAAGUUCCAUCGCAUAUCAACCAACCACGGACAAAUUCUACCUCAAACUAAC
Paramuricea clavata is the source of this 5220-nucleotide messenger RNA. NCBI's taxonomy places the organism in Eukaryota, Metazoa, Cnidaria, Anthozoa, Malacalcyonacea, Plexauridae. The record is from the annotation of a GenBank genome assembly.